CGGGGGGGCUGGCACGUGAGGCCGGCCGAGAGCGAGACGCGGUGGCUGCGCGAGGGAGCCCGCCUGCUUGCAGCGGUGAGGCGGCAGCGGCGUCCCGGGGCUUGCUGGGUGCGCUGCCCCAGCGGCGUUGUUACCCCCAGAGAUGAGCACUGAAGCAGAACAGCAGCUCCUCCAUGAUGCUAGAAAUGGAAACUGUGAAGAGGUUCGACAACUACUGGAAACCAUGGACAAAGAAGAAGUAGUUGUUGACAUCAACUGCAAAGGCAGAAGUAAAUCUAAUUUGGGUUGGACGCCUCUUCACCUUGCAUGCUAUUUUGGACAUGGCAGUGUGGUCAAGGAUUUACUGAAGGCUGGUGCAGAAGUAAACGUGUUAAACGAUAUGGGGGACACACCACUGCAUCGUGCAGCCUUCACUGGACGCAAGGAGGUGGUGAUGCUGCUCUUACAGUAUGAUGCUGAUACUUCUAUUGUUAACGGGGGUGGACAGACAGCAAGAGAUGUUACACAAGAUAAAGAGAUCAAUAAUAUGUUGGAAGCAGUGGAAAGGACACAAGAAAGGAAACUGGAAGAACUGCUUUUAGGAGCAGCAAGAGAAGGGGAGACUGCAAAAGUCUCAGCACUGUUGAACAGGCCAAAGCCUCCUGAUAUUAACUGUACUGAUCAGAUGGGAAAUACACCAUUACAUUGUGCAGCAUACCGUGCCCACAAGCACUGUGCCUUAAAACUUCUAAAAAAUGGUGCAGACUCUAAAAUCAGAAACAAAAAUGACCAGACACCGUUUGAUCUAGCCCAAGGUGCAGAAAUGAAACAGAUACUUGGAGGAAGCAUUGGCAAGGUGAUCAACAAACGCCUGAAACGAUAUGAAGGUCUCCUGUGGAAGAGUUUAAGGUUUUUUGGUUGGAAACUUUACUGGGUAGUACUAGAACAUGGAGUCCUUUCCUGGUAUUGCAAACAGGCUGAUGCAGUAAAUAAUGAUCAUCGCCAAGGAUGCAAGCACCUAACACAAGCUGUCUGCACGGUAAAAUCUACAGACAGCUGCCUUUUCUAUGUCAAAUGCUUCGAUGACAGUGUUCACAGUUUUAAAGUUCCUAAAAACUCUCCUCCUAUGGCUAGAGAGAACUGGCUGGUGGCAAUAGAAGACCACUCUGCAUACAGCACUCACUACUGUACCCAAGAACAGCUGAGUGAUGAGGAAGAUGAUGACACAGUAUCUGUUGCAGAAUUGCAAGAAACGCUGAAAAAGGCACAAACAUGUCAACAAAGGCUAGAUAAAGAGAUUUCCAACUUCCUCAUAAUGAUUAAAUCGUGCAACACCACUAAAGGAAUGCCUCCUUCAUUUCUUCAGAAAAUUGAAGUGGUCUCUGAAGUAUCAAAAGAAACUUGUGAGGCUCUGAGUAACUGCCUUAAGCUCUUCACAAAGCAGGAAGGGGUGAGGAAUUUGAAACUGGAGCAUGAACAGGAGAAAAACAAGAUCUUGUCAGAAGCACUAGAGACACUAGCCACUGAACACCAUGAAUUAGAGCAGUCUCUAGUUAAAGGAUCUCCGCCUCUGAGCAUCCUUAGUGAGGAACAGUUCUAUGACGCUGUUUCAGAUUCAGAAUCUGAAAAAUCAUUAAGUGGAUUUGAAACAGUAACAACGUACUCAGAGGACAGUGUGGAGUCCAACAAUACAAUAACCUCCAGCAUGUCUGAAGAAAAGGUCUGUGGUGGAGGUGGAAAGGUCUGUGGUGGUGGUGGAGAGUCUCUGUCUAAUGGCAUCAAAAAACACAGAACAAGCUUGCCAUCUCCAAUGUUUUCCAGGAAUGAUUUUAGUAUUUGGAGUAUCUUAAGAAAAUGUAUUGGAAUGGAGCUGUCCAAGAUCACUAUGCCAGUUAUUUUCAAUGAGCCGCUGAGCUUCCUACAGCGACUUACAGAAUAUAUGGAACAUACAUACCUCAUCCACCAGGCCAGUUCACUUUCUGGCACAGUUGAGAGGAUGCAGUGUGUAGCUGCAUUUGCUGUGUCUGCUGUUGCCUCACAGUGGGAACGUACAGGAAAACCGUUCAACCCACUUCUUGGAGAGACGUACGAAUUAGUCAGAGAUGAUCUUGGGUUUAGACUCCUUUCAGAACAAGUUAGUCAUCACCCACCAAUCAGUGCUUUCUAUGCUGAAGGCUUGAAUAACGAUUUUGUGUUUCAUGGCUCAAUCUAUCCUAAACUCAAGUUCUGGGGCAAGAGUGUGGAAGCAGAACCUAAAGGGACUAUAACUCUGGAACUUCUUGAACACGAUGAAGCCUACACCUGGACAAAUCCUACUUGCUGUGUGCAUAAUAUUAUUGUGGGUAAACUUUGGAUUGAGCAGUAUGGAAAUGUAGAAAUAACUAAUCACAAAACUGGUGAGAAGUGUGUAUUAAACUUCAAACCAUGUGGGCUUUUUGGGAAGGAGUUACACAAAGUUGAAGGCUACAUUCAAGACAAAAGCAAAAAGAAAGUUUGUGCGCUCUAUGGGAAAUGGACUGAGUGCUUGUACAGUGUUGACCCAGCUACAUUCGAAGCUUACAAAAAAAAUGACAAGAAAAAUACAGAAGAGAAGAAAAACAGUAAACAGGUGGGCAAUUCUGAAGAACCAGAUGAGAUGCCUUUGCCAGAUUCUGAAAGUGUGCAUGUUGUUCCUGGAAGUAUUUUACUCUGGAGGAUAGCUCCAAGACCUCCAAAUUCAGUUCAGAUGUACAAUUUCACUAGCUUUGCUAUGGCUUUGAAUGAAUUGGAUAAAGAAAUGGAGAGUGUUGUUCCUAAAACUGACUGCCGGUUACGGCCAGAUAUCCGAGCGAUGGAAAACGGUGAAAUAGAUCUAGCGAGUGAAGAGAAAAAAAGGCUAGAAGAGAAACAAAGGGCUGUCCGCAAAAACCGGUCCAAGUCAGAGGAAGACUGGAAAACAAGAGUCCUUCCUGCUCAGCUUAACUGGUACUUGGCACAGAAUAAGAAUGAUUUAAAGACUUGGACAGGUUGUUGUACAAGGUAUAGUAGAUCUAUGUCACCACAUUUUUAAAUCUAGAUAGAACAUGCUACAGUUUGCAACCUCAUUUGAUUAUGUAACAGACCAUAAUAGAAUGUACUGUGUGUAUAUAUAAAUAUAAAACGCUGUCAGCCUUUCUGGUUUUUAAAAGGCAAAAUUUAUAUUCCUAAACAACCGCAAUAUGCUCAACUUCCAUUUUAUUCAAUCUUUCUGAAACCUUAAGGUGAUGCUGAAUAGUUCCUUAUGCUUGAGACAAUGUUAAUUGCAGUGGCGUUUACAAAGCAAGGAUUGUUCUGGGGUGAAUUAAGCUCCAAAAGGAGGCUAAAGUGUAAGCCAUAAAGCCAUGUACAGCAGGGGCACUCAGAUGCCACAAUCAUUGUUUGUUUGGCUAAUACACAGGCAGAUUUUUUAAAAAAUCUAGUUCACCCCUCUGAAGGCUGGUCCUGUGUAAUAUGAUGUUGGUGUGAGGCAGAGAUGACUAACGGGGCACAGAUUUAAAGACUGGGGAGAAGGUUGACAUAUUGCAUGUUAUGUUAAUAGGGGUGUUUGUAUUGGAGGGAAUACCUGUGAGACUUAUCUGGGCUGUGGUAAGAUGUGCUUCCUGAUGUAUAAUGUACAAACGAACACAUACCAUUGGGUAUCUUAUGAUGUCGUACUGCUCGGGGGAGGGGAGGAGAGUUGCUGACACUCAGGCCAUAAAAGGGGACUCCAUGCUACAUCAGAAGUGUACUUGUCAAUAGUAUGGCUCCUUCAUACAUCUUACCUUACAAAUGUGUAACUAUCACUGUUUGUGAAUAUACUGGAGAGCUUGAAAACAUUCUCAGACUUGAACAAUAAGUGAAACCCUAGUAUUUCUAGCAACAGGCAAGCAGAAUCUACCAGGAAGGAUGAAAAUAACUUGCUGCAGAUGAGACCGAUCUCAUGCCCUAGAAUGGCUCUACGGUGUAUGUCUCACAUAAACACCAGUAUUUUAUAACUAUGCAGAAAACUUGCUGGAACUGUUCUGUAUGAUUUGUUCCAUCAAAAGAGCUGUAUUGCUCUUGGGAAGCAAAUCACCACUCCCCAUUAUCGUGAGCUGUGGUAUUUGACACUUACCAAAAUAAUGGUUUCAAAAUCUUGGGGAAAUCAAGAUGCUAGUGAAAUAACAGACUUCUGCUUUUAGGAAUGCAGUGUUUGCAGUGUAUUUGUGUCCUUGUGUAAUAAAUGGUUCUUAAAUGCAUGCCAAAAAUGGCUUCUUCAAAACUGCUUUGAAGUAAAUAGUUUCUUGUACAACAGUCUCUACCACCUACUCAUCACAACAUAUCCACAUUGAUUUCAGCCAGAAACCAUUCUGGGAUUGUAAGGGAGAAGUCUAGCAAAUCAAGACAGUCUGAACUGACUUAAAACAGUGUGGGGAUGCAGCACUGAAUUCUCAGUAUACUAGUUUGAAAACCACCAUGAAAGAUGCAACAAAGCAGCUUUGAACUUUGUUACAAUGAAAUGUGUUCAGUCACAGACACG
Caretta caretta (loggerhead turtle) is the source of this 4495-nucleotide messenger RNA. The record is from RefSeq and is a predicted model, not a curated record. Lineage: Eukaryota; Metazoa; Chordata; Testudines; Cheloniidae.